Molecule: messenger RNA, 3261 nt
Organism: Rhododendron vialii
Lineage: Eukaryota; Viridiplantae; Streptophyta; Magnoliopsida; Ericales; Ericaceae
Product: beta-galactosidase
Exons: 19
Coding region: 284-2809 (841 amino acids)
Biological process (GO): carbohydrate metabolic process
Cellular component (GO): cell wall; vacuole
Molecular function (GO): beta-galactosidase activity; carbohydrate binding
Source: RefSeq, a predicted model, not a curated record
UUCGAUUUUUUACAAAUCCCUCAACUCACCCAAUUGGACCAAAGGCCCAAUUUAUUCACACAUUCACACUUGCAAAUUUCUCUCUCAAGAAGUACUCAAGAAAAUCAAAAAACAGCUGUUAUCUUCUUUCUCCCUCUAUAUGCGUGGGCAACUGUGCACAUUUCAUUAGUUCCUUUCUCUCUGUAAAUAAAAGAAAGUGCAGAAUAAAGUGCAAAGGGGAGCAAGAAUAAGGGGGAAAAAAGGGGCAAAUUUGCUUUGUGAAGGAGGCAUCAAAGAGAGGUUAAUGGCCAUGGAUUUGAAGCUUGUAGUAAUGCUGCUGUUGGUGGCACUGUUUGGUUCAUGGGUUUCUUGUUGUAAUGCCUCUGUUUCAUACGACAAUAAGGCUAUAAAAAUAAAUGGCCAGAGGAAGAUCCUCAUUUCUGGAUCCAUUCACUACCCACGCAGCACUCCUGAGAUGUGGCCAGAUCUUAUCCGCAAGGCAAAAGAAGGAGGAUUGGAUGUAAUCCAGACCUAUGUUUUCUGGAAUGGGCAUGAACCCAAAGCUGGCAAAUAUUAUUUUGAGGAGAGGUAUGAUCUGGUCAAAUUCAUCAAGCUGGUGCAACAAGCAGGCCUUUAUGUUCAUCUCAGGAUUGGCCCUUAUGCUUGUGCAGAAUGGAACUUUGGGGGUUUUCCUGUUUGGCUCAAGUAUGUACCGGGUAUCAGUUUCAGAACAGAUAAUGGGCCUUUCAAGGCUGCAAUGCAAAAAUUUACGACGAAGAUUGUCAACAUUAUGAAAGCAGAAAGGUUAUAUGAAUCUCAUGGGGGUCCAAUAAUUUUAUCACAGAUUGAGAAUGAAUAUGGACCCAUGGAGUAUGAACUCGGUGCGCCUGCUAAAGCAUAUACCAAAUGGGCAGCUCAAAUGGCUGUGGGUCUCGGCACCGGAGUCCCGUGGAUCAUGUGCAAGCAAGAUGAUGCCCCUGAUCCCGUUAUUAACACUUGCAAUGGUUUUUAUUGUGAUUACUUCUCGCCGAAUAAAGCUUACAAACCGAAGAUGUGGACUGAAGCCUGGACCGGAUGGUUCACUGAGUUUGGAGGUCCAGUUCCUUAUCGUCCUGCAGAAGAUUUGGCAUUUUCAGUUGCAAGAUUUAUACAAACGGGGGGAUCUUUCAUUAACUACUACAUGUAUCACGGAGGAACAAAUUUCGGCAGGACUUCUGGUGGUCCUUUUAUAGCAACUAGUUAUGAUUAUGAUGCUCCUCUCGAUGAAUACGGAUUAUUAAGGCAGCCUAAAUGGGGACAUUUGAAAGAUCUGCAUAGAGCAAUAAAGUUGUGUGAACCAGCUUUAGUAUCUGGAGAGCCCAAUAAGAUUACUCUUGGGAACUAUCAGGAGGCUCAUGUAUUCAAGUCAAAUGGAGCUUGUGCUGCAUUCCUUGCGAACUACGACACAAAAUCCUUUGCCAAAGUUUCAUUGGGGAAUAUGCAUUACAAUCUUCCACCUUGGUCCAUCAGCAUUCUUCCCGACUGCAAGAACACUGUUUAUAACACAGCAAGGGUGGGGGCUCAAAGUGCACAAAUGAAGAUGACACCUGUUGUUUAUGAUAAUGGAUUCUCUUGGCAAUCAUUCAACGAAGAGCCAGCAGCAUCUUACGAGGAUAAUUCAUUUACGGUGGUUGGGUUGUUGGAGCAGUUAAACACCACCUGGGAUGCUUCCGAUUACUUGUGGUAUAUGACAGAUGUCAAGAUCGAUUCAUAUGAAGGAUUUUUGGAUACUGGCAAGUAUCCUGUUCUUACAGUUUUAUCUGCUGGUCAUGCUUUGCAUGUUUUCGUCAACGGUAUAUUAUCAGGAACUGCAUAUGGAAGUUUAGAAGACCCAAGGUUAACAUUUAGUAAUGGUGUGAAUUUGAGAGCUGGAGUGAACAGGAUAGCACUGCUAAGCAUCUCUGUUGGUCUCCCGAACAUUGGCCCACAUUUCGAGACAUGGAAUGCCGGCGUUCUUGGCCCAGUUUCACUGAAUGGUCUUAAUGAGGGUAGGAGGGACCUAUCGUGGCAAAAAUGGACUUACAAGAUUGGCCUCAGAGGAGAAGCAUUGAGUCUUGAUUCGCUCAGUGGAACUACCUCGGUAGAGUGGGUCGAGAGUUCGUUGGUGACUCAACAGCAGCCUUUGACAUGGUACAAGACUGCUUUCAACAUGCCAACUGGAGAUGAACCUUUGGCUCUGGAUAUGAAUACCAUGGGUAAAGGUCAAGUAUGGAUAAAUGGGCAAAGCAUUGGACGCUAUUGGCCUGGAUACAAAGCAUCUGGUACUUGUCCUGCCUGUAACUAUGCCGGUUGGUUCAAUGAGAAGAAGUGCCUUAGUAAAUGUGGGGAGGCUUCCCAAAGAUGGUAUCAUGUUCCUCGUUCGUGGCUUUAUCCGACAGGGAAUUUGUUGGUUGUGUUUGAAGAGUUGGGGGGAAACCCCUAUGGCAUAUCUUUGGUGAAGAGGGAAAUAGAUAGUGUAUGUGCAGAUAUUUUUGAGUGGCAGCCAACUCUUACAAAUUGGCAAUUGCAAGCCUCUGGUAAAGUUAAAAAACCCCUACAUCCUAAAGCACACCUUCGGUGUGCUCCUGGUCAAAAGAUCACAUCGAUUAAAUUUGCAAGCUUUGGAACGCCACAAGGGGUUUGCGGAAGCUUCCGUGAGGGGAGUUGUCAUGCCCAUCAUUCUUAUGACGCUUUUGAAAAGUACUGCAUUGGGCAGGAAUCGUGCUCGGUGCCUGUGGCACCUGAGGCAUUUGGAGGAGAUCCGUGUCCAAAUGUUAUGAAGAAAGUUUCCGUGGAAGCCAUUUGCAGCUGAUGGGUGCAGGACACUGUUAACAUUUGAAAAGGUCCCAGUUCAGCUCUUCUACAUGAUCCAUACGAAUUCUCAAAUAACUUUAAUUUUCUUCCGUUCAAGUUACUUCAUUCAUCAAAGAUCACGACACGUCGACCAUUUGUUUCCGCUUUUGCCAAGGUGAAGUUGUAGAAAUAUGCAACACACGGUUUGGUUCAAAAGCCCGUUUCAAUUCAAAGAUCAUUGUGGUGUUUUGUGUACAUAAAAGUAGCUGUUGAGGGUGAGGGGUUAUAAAGCACAUCGAGACGUAGUAAAUGUGUCCAUGUGCAAAUGUUGUACUACUUUGUUAGAUUUGUAUUAGGAAUUGUAAGCUCUUGGCUUUCAAUGAUUUCUCAGAAUUUUUGUUCUCUCUGUACCUGCUUUCCCUUGGAAGCAAUUGUUCCAAAUACUACAUGAUAUUGAAAUUUUGUUCCCCA